AACUGUAGAAGUGAUGCUUAGAUUGUGACUUUCGUCUUCCAUAGUUGCAGAGACACCUGCGUGUAGUAUCGUAGCCGUUCCGACGACAGUUGAUACAGUAUGGCUGGACUAGACAAGUUGCCCAGAUCAUUGGACGCAUGGCGUGUUCCCGACAAGCUACAGGACGAGGACGCACACUGGAAUCAACUCAGCGAAACGGGUUUGCGUGCCCUAGGCUACUGCCUAUGGACCAAGGCGGACUGGGGCUGGCUUCAGCAGUCAACGGACGGUGCUACGGUGUCCCCCAACGGAUACUUAUUCGUCACGCCCAUGCGCGGCAAAGAAGGUCCUGUAGGUACAAUUGAUGCUUUGAGAGAAGUGUUGCUAUUUAACGGUCUCAGCCGAGCCGCACGCUCCCCGGAGGGGUUCGAUGUAAUGCUGCGUGUCAUGGCCAUCGGGGACGAUGGGCGUGAGCAGCUUCGCAUUUGGCGUGGCUUAGCUACUGCCCCGAGCGUCCUUCUCGCCGACAAUCAUACACUUCCUCUCCUGCGAGAGAUAGACAUAAGAAGAUUUACUCUUGGAGUCUUCCCUCUCGUCUCCCAGAAUCUUGAACAGGUCUAUUCAUCCUGGGCCCAAAGCUCCGUUGGCGAUAUAUUGGAUAUGGUUUUACAAGCUCUUGAGGGUCUGGCUUAUAUCCACAGCCAGGGAGUUGCGCAUAGAGACGCUUUCAAGAACAAUUUCUUGGUACAGUUUUUCCCAGAAUCCCUGAAGGAUGGCGUGGUAUCGAUAUCCAAGCCGCGAGUAUAUCUCAUCGACUUUGAGGUCGCAGUCCACUUUACCGACGACUGCCCGGCAAGCGAGCGUGUUUGCACAGGCAUCCCGUGCACUGGCUCGUUGUCAAACGUCUCGGAGUACGCGCGUCCGGGCAUCCCAGAAAUGCUGACGGGCGAGCCGUACGACCCGUUCAAGCUCGAUGUUUGGCAGCUAGCUUCGUCCUUCGGUGAAUUUGACUCCACUUUUGAGCCUGUCGAGACCUUGCUCGAUAGUAUGGCCAGCGACGACCCUGCGGGACGCCUGACGGCGGAUGAAGCAAUGGGUCGUUUGCGCGCAUUCGUCGAGAGCGUUCCUCCUAAGGCCCUCCUGAUACCUCCGGUCAUUCACAAGUUCAAAUAGGAUUUUGUUCGCGCCUUUUUGAGGAAGGG
Molecule: messenger RNA, 1181 nt
Organism: Schizophyllum commune H4-8
Lineage: Eukaryota; Fungi; Basidiomycota; Agaricomycetes; Agaricales; Schizophyllaceae
Exons: 7
Coding region: 100-1152 (350 amino acids)
Biological process (GO): protein phosphorylation
Molecular function (GO): protein kinase activity; ATP binding
Source: RefSeq, a predicted model, not a curated record